Olea europaea var. sylvestris is the source of this 987-nucleotide messenger RNA. RefSeq names its product transcription factor MYB36-like. The record is from RefSeq and is a predicted model, not a curated record. NCBI's taxonomy places the organism in Eukaryota, Viridiplantae, Streptophyta, Magnoliopsida, Lamiales, Oleaceae. Bases 1 to 825 code for a protein of 274 amino acids. The transcript has 3 exons.
AUGGGAAGAACUCCUUGCUGUGUCAAGGCAAAUGUAAAGAAAGGGCAUUGGACUCCUGAAGAAGACUGGAAGCUGAAGGAAUACAUGGAGAAGAAUGGCACUGAAGGGAAUUGGACAACUCUCCCACAAAAAGCUGGGCUCAGAAGAUGUGGGAAAAGCUGCAGAUUGAGAUGGUUGAACUAUCUCAGACCUAAUAUUAAGCACAGGGAAUUCACAGAUAAUGAGGACAGAAUAAUUUGCAGCCUUUUUGCUAGUAUUGGAAGCAGGUGGUCAAUUAUAGCAGGUCAGUUACCAGGCAGAACUGACAAUGAUAUCAAGAACUAUUGGAACACUAAGCUCAAGAAGAAAUUCCUUCUGGAGCUGGUGCCAGCUAUGCUGCAGAAAAACCAUCCCCAAGCUAUAACGUAUUCACUUCAUCACAAUUCAUCAGUAGAGUCUCCACAUUCAGCCAGUACUGCCCUCCAACCUCAAGAUGGCUAUGUGGGUGUGGGUUCCAUGCAUAAUAAUCAGAUUAAUGAUAGCCGUCUGAUCAUCUUUGGAUCAGGUGAAGCUAGUUGUAGUUCAUCUGAUGGUAGUUGCACUACCAACCACAUUAUAAGCCAUGGCCAAGAGGUAGUAGAGUAUGAUCAUGGAUUCUCCAGCCAUUUCAGCAGUGGGAUUGAUGAAAAUACCAAGUUGAAGCUUGCUAAAAAUGGUGAUUCACUCAAUGGAUAUGUUUGUGAGAAUCCAACUAAUAUAUGUUUUUAUGAAGAUUCAUUGGACUACAGUAUUGAAGUGAUGAAGCAGCUGGAUUACACUAAUAAUUUCAGCAACAACUGGAUUUGAAACUUUAUUAUUUAUUAUUUUCGUGCGUGAUUCAUUCCUAAAAAAUCGAAAACAACUAUAUUCUUAACACAUACGUAAUGCAACCAUGUAAUUUUUGAUAUAUUGUGAUGCUUUGUUCAUAACUAUAGCAUCUUGUCUCAACUACUGAGGUCCCAUUUUAUU